Messenger RNA from Amoebophrya sp. A25, 1883 nucleotides. The record is from the annotation of a GenBank genome assembly. NCBI's taxonomy places the organism in Eukaryota, Dinophyceae, Syndiniales, Amoebophryaceae.
AGUGGACUAUCCUCUAGCUGCGCUUCCGUUGCAGGCUACGCGGCCGAGUAGUUCUGUAUUAUCUUUUCGCACAAAAAAGAAAGUCCAGGCUGAAGCGAGGUCCCCUGACACUGAAACUGAGCCAAUGCCUGUCCUAUCCUAUCCUAGUAAUCUUCGUCACGACGAGGCGCAUUCACCCGCCAUGGCUCGGUGACACAUUUCCGCCUAUGCUCUCCUACAUGAUGAUUUGAAUCUAUUCGGCAAGAUGCCUAAGAUUUCCCUGGCGAGUUCUACCCGCUAUUCUAGCUUGUUGUUGGCUUGUCAGUUGUUGCUGUUGUUGUUUCCCGACUGAAGAUCCUGCUGCUCCUGAUGGAAAACGACGAAGGUCAGGCUUUUGCUCUCCUACAUACCUGUAGCGAACACGAAGGUCAUCACGGGAUUGAUGCCGGUCUCCAGCAUGGUCCUCGUUGGACACCUACCACAGAAGAUGAUGCUGAAGCAAGAGAAGGACAUGGAGACGAGGACCAAAAAGGAUGCUGGUGCUCGUGUUGGGGCAGAGAUUUCGAAGUACUUGUGUGAUUCCACAGAAGCGAGGGUGGGGACAAUGCUGCUCAACAUCCUGCUUCACAAAGCCGACAGCACAUUGUGGUCUAUGCUCAUGCUUCAGGAAGCCUACACAGUUCUAGCACACAUACUAGAACGCACAUUGCUCCUACAACUCGCGAACCUUUGAAGCCUGGAUUAGUCUCAUCACCUGCAACACCUUUGUCGAAAAGCGACCUGCAUCUCGGAGAAGAAAGUCCGAUGCAAACCAUGCCACAGCGUCGCUCGGACAGUCAAAGUUAUGUUUAUGAUUCGUUGAUAAUGAUAUGAUUAUGAAUGUAUGAAGUACUUGCUUCCUAAAUAGAAGAUACCCAGUAUUUUUCCCUCACAUCUUAGGUUAGUCCCUGCUGCAUCCAAUACUACCUACGUGUGCAGCUAGUACAAGAACAACUUCUAGCUGCCGUGAUUUUUGUUGAUACAAGGAAGGCUCAGUGUUGGAUCAUGGUCGGGGGGUAUUGUUGAAGCCUCAAUAGUAUUCUGGAUACAAGCUCAGUAAUCGGUUAGUCCGGAUACAAGCAAGACUCAAUCAAUCUGUGAUCAUUUCAAAGCCAAUGUAAGUGUCCUCUCUGUGACACAACUAGUGUCUAUCAUGUUGAUGCCUGCAACGCUGUCCAUCUAAUUGCAUGUAAGAUUGCUACUAGUAAGACUGUUCCUCGUAGCACUGAUCGAUUUGGGGCUGGAUCGAAAACUUCGGAGAUCGAUGUGUAGGCCAGCCUGCGGUGUUUCAGCUUCAGUCGGCCUUACGAUUGUUCUAGUCCGUGCGCUUUUUCGGCGUUUUCAUAGUCGUAAACGCUCGCCUUUCUGAGGCGAGCCAAAUCCUAUCCUAUCCUAUAACUUGAUGUAACAUUGUCUUCGUGCUAGUAAUUUUUUUCAAUCUUCUUCAUCUUGCACAUCAAUCUGAAGUAGCUGUGGCUGCAGCACGAUAUGUAACAAACCUUUAGCAGCUCAUACCGAUUAUCUUGCAAGUUCAUAUUCCCUUCAUUCACAUAAUGUUUCGCUCGUAGCUAAUGUCUCGCUCCUCUCGUCUGCUAAUGCUUCUCCCUAUUAUGUAAUUUAUCUCAAAUCUAGAGCUAUGUAAGGAACGCGGCCGUUUCUCGAAGCCGUGUCUUGGCAGUCUCAGAAAACAACAUGAAAGAUCAGAAAUGUUUAAAAUAUCAUGAAGACCAGUGAUUGUCCGAUGAAAAUUUGGUGGUCUCAAUCGUACUAAGUGUACAUAGAUGUAGUAUAACCUCCCGGUGAGUGUGGGUCUCAUGUCUCAGUGGUCGCGCGCGACGCAUUCAUCGUUUAGUGUUAGCACAGAG